This is a messenger RNA of Ziziphus jujuba (common jujube), 1328 nucleotides long. Its product is annotated as L-type lectin-domain containing receptor kinase VIII.2. NCBI's taxonomy places the organism in Eukaryota, Viridiplantae, Streptophyta, Magnoliopsida, Rosales, Rhamnaceae. The transcript has a single exon. Bases 109 to 1176 code for a protein of 355 amino acids. Gene Ontology annotation, molecular function: carbohydrate binding. The record is from RefSeq and is a predicted model, not a curated record.
GUAUGAUUACAGAGCAAAAAAGAAACAAACCAGCUCUGACGAGACUCAGAAAUGAAUUCACUUGGAUCUAUCACCCAUUAACUGCAAGCAAACAUAGUUUUGCAAGUCAUGGUUGAAUUCGCUACUUUGAGGUACGGUUUCUGUUUCUCCUACCUACUUCUAUUUUCCUCCCCAACUCUGAUUGCGAAACCCAUUUCCUCUUCCUCACUCCAAUCGUUGAAUAACAACACCCCCAACUUCGAACGCCAUAUCGCGCUUUUUGGCGAUGCCCAACUCGUCGAUGGAGGCGGCUACGUGAAGCUCACGCGCCCCUCUGUUUCGAGCUCAGGGCUUCUCCUGCGCCGAGAACCCUUCAGUUUUCUCGAUCCAAACCUCCAUACCCCAUCAUCUUUUUCCACGGAGUUCACAUUCUCGAUCUCACCCGGCAAUGGCGACGGCAUUGUUCUCGUCUUAGUUCCCAGCGACUUUGGAUCCAAGUUCUCGGGUCAUGGGUCGUUCGGGCUUUCACGGCAGAAUAGGUUUCUGGGUGUUGAGUUUGAUACCGAAAUGGAUGGUAAAGUAGGGGAUGUGAACGAUAAUCAUGUAGGAGUUGAUGUGGGUAGCCUUUUAUCUGUUGCUGUUUGUAAUGUUUCGUCGAUGAAUUUAGUGCUCAACAGUGGGGAAAAAUUGAAAUCUUGGAUUGAUUACGAUGCCAGUUCCAAAAGAUUAGAGAUCAGAUUGAGUAAAUUGGGUGAACCAAGGCCUUAUAAUCCGAUUAUUGCUUAUGGUAUUGAUCUGUUGGCAAUGUGGAGAGAUGAACCUGUCUUGGUGGGUAUUAGCUCUUCCAAUGGCAAGUCUUUGCAGAUCAGCAGCAUAUAUUCAUGGAAGUUCAGCUUAAGAACUUAUCCAAAUAGGAUGCAUUCUCUACCAGCUGAUCCAAGAGGUUUUUCGGAUGAGCAUGGUAAGCAUUUGACCAUGCGUCAAAGGCGUGUUUGCCCAUUAACAAUUCUUGCCGGACUGAUUUUCGCGACGGGUUGUGGAGCAUUGAUGGCUUUUGUUGUGCUUUUCCUGUGGGCUGUGGUUGUCAAUAGGAACAUCAUCUUCCCCGCUGAGUCUCCCCUGCACCCUGUGGAUUUCAGGUAUGAAAAGAUCAGUGUUGUUGUAGGGAAGGGCAAUGAUGGUGUUAAUAAGAAUUAAAGCAGAGAAAAAGAAAAGAUUGUAAGACCUUUUGUUUGAUUUUGCGUGGCUAGUGUUGCUGUAUGUUGUAUUAUCUAUGAUGAACGUGGACUGCGCUGUGCCUUCUUGUAGUAAAGUUGAUGCUAUUAACUAACUAGCUUUCUCUGUUACAA